This is a messenger RNA of Mytilus californianus (California mussel), 1534 nucleotides long. Its product is annotated as SPRY domain-containing SOCS box protein 3-like. The record is from RefSeq and is a predicted model, not a curated record. Gene Ontology annotation, molecular function: protein binding. Gene Ontology annotation, cellular component: SCF ubiquitin ligase complex. Gene Ontology annotation, biological process: proteasome-mediated ubiquitin-dependent protein catabolic process. The transcript is spliced from 5 exons. Bases 115 to 1107 code for a protein of 330 amino acids. Lineage: Eukaryota; Metazoa; Mollusca; Bivalvia; Mytilida; Mytilidae.
CGAAAUCUUGAAAAUUAUAAAUUACAACGAUAUUUUUUACAUGUAAACAGUGGACAAAGUGAAGAGGAUGAUUUUAACAAAAAAUUGUGAAAAUGGCGAUCGAAUUCUUUGAAAAUGGAUUCAAAUGUUGAUGAGAAACAGCAGAGUAAUUCCCCUAUCCAGUCUGAUUCACUAACAAUACAAUACUCCACAAGUGACCUUGAUAGUCCCAUAUCUUCAGACGAAGACAGCAUUAAUCUUGAAAUGAUCAAUGUAAAGUCUAAAGGAGAAGCAUUCUGUGAUUGUCACAAGAAAGGCAAAGAAAAAGAAUGUACAUGUGGAGAAGAAGAUACGUGUUUUGAAUGGACAUGGGAUGAAGAGAGUAAGUCCCAUGCCAGCUUUAUAAAAGAAGGAGACAGAGAGGUUAUGUUUCAUAUAGAUUACAGUGGUGGCACGGCAGCUGUUAGGGGGAAUACAAAGUUACAUAAAGAUCAGUAUUAUUGGGAGAUCAAAAUGACAACACCUGUAUAUGGUACAGAUAUGAUGGUUGGUGUAUGUACAACAGAUAUAGAUUUGAACAAGUGUCGACAUGUGUUCUGUAGUAUGAUUGGUCAGGACUCAGAUUCUUGGGGACUAUCUUACACUGGGCACUUACAACACAAGAAAAAUAAACAAUCAUAUUCAUCCAAGUUUGGUCAGGGAUCUAUAGUGGGGGUACAUUUAGAUAUGUGGCAUGGAACAUUGUCUUUCUACAAGAAUAGAAAACCUUUAGGUAUUGCCUACACAGGGUUGCAAGGAAAAAUUCUGUAUCCAGUGGUUUCAUCAACAGCAGCCAGAAGUGGAAUGAAAAUUAUAAGAUGUUGUUCAUUUCCAACUUCAUUGCAAUUUAUGUGUUGUCAAGUUUUGAGGAAAGUAAUUCCGUCUCAUUUAGAUGUUUUAACUGCUGUAGAAUUACCACCUGGACUUAAAGACUUCUUGAAGAAUAAUGUUCAAUGGUUGUUACAACCAUUCCCAUCAUCAGCAGCAGGGCCAUUGAAAUCCAGUAAACGGACUCAUUCUGAAGAGGAUGCAGAUGGAGCUGGUCCUAGUAAAAGAAUUAAAUAUAAAUUGUUGAAAGAAGACAAAUGAUAUUAAGUAGUUCUAGUAAAAGUUGUUAUUUUUAAAUAUUUUAGACCCCUUUUGUCUUUCUAUGGGGUAAACUUCAAAGCUUUUUUAUUUAAGUUUUGAUAGUUGUCAGUUUUCUUUUAUAGUAGAAGAGGUUUUUAUUUCCAUUUCAUUAUAGACAAUAAGUGUAUGGUUAUUCAACAUGGUUGAAUGCCCAUCUGACUUCUUUCCAUAAAUUCAAUUUUUCACUCAAUGUAUAAUAUUUGUUACUGUUAUCUAGAUCAAAUGUUGCAAGUACUAGUUGUCCAAAUUCUGAUUGAUGAAAUCAUGUUGUAAGUAAAUAAGGGACCAAAAGACACAGACUAUUGAUAUGAUUUCUUGUUAACAUUGUCCCAUGUAUACAAACUUUGGUCAAAUAUUAUAGUAAUAAAUGUUAUUAUGAAUGAGUUUA